AUGCCUAGCCGCCAAUUUUUCCAAAUUACAACUGUGUUAAUCUUCUCCAUAUUUCGCUCCACCAACGCUCAUUCGUUCAUACUAGCAAUAGAAGGUUCAAAUGGACAAAGAUCGACAGGUUUUGGUACAAGACUCACCUCUCGUGGUACUUUAGUACAAAACACCGGUAUAAUCCAUACAGGUGACAUGGCUUCUGGUCAAGUUGGACCUUGUGGUAGAAUAUUUGGUGGUGAUGGUUUACCAGCGUCUGCUGUAGAUGUUCAAAAAGAAAUGGCAAUCGCCGAAGCCGAUGGCAUUUCAGCCGCUGGCGAAGAUGGCUCAGUUCCGAUGAGUAUGUUUGCCCACAAUGCCGAUGGAGGAGGACCAUACGAAUGCGGUUACUCAUCUGACAUGAGCUUGAAGGUAUUCAAACCAAUGAACAUCAGUUUACAAAUUGAAGGCGAAGGUGGUAAAAACCCUGAGGCUAAAGAAUUUGCAUAUCCUCUCACUUCAGUCUUUCCACCGGAUGCUGAAUGCAGCGGUGGAACAGGCCAAGACACAUGUAUAAUGCGCUGUAAAAAUCCACUCGGAUUUGGAUCUUGCGCAGCUGUAAAGCUUUUCUCAAAAACGGGACGAGCUACGGCACCAUCACCAUCCAAUGCCAUGACACCAGAGAUUCAAAAACGUUCCAAUCGAAGAUCCUUGACCUUUGCACAGGAUACCCUUCGGCUAUGA
Molecule: messenger RNA, 714 nt
Organism: Melampsora larici-populina 98AG31
Lineage: Eukaryota; Fungi; Basidiomycota; Pucciniomycetes; Pucciniales; Melampsoraceae
Exons: 3
Coding region: 1-714 (237 amino acids)
Source: RefSeq, a predicted model, not a curated record